GACUUCUAAAGACUCUUGGUACGUGAGGAAGAAACCCUGAGGAAGAUACCUGGAAAAGGAAGAGGAAAGCAAAGGAGUCAGGGAUGGCUCCUCCCCAGGGUCUGUUGACAUUCAGGGAUGUGGCCAUAGAAUUCUCUCAGGAGGAGUGGAAAUGCCUGGACCCUACUCAGAGGACUUUAUACAGAAGCGUGAUGGUGGAGAAUUAUAGGAACCUGGUCUCCCUGGAUAUCCAUUCCAGAUGCAUGAUGAAGGAGUUCUCAUCAAUAGCAAAAGACAAUACAGAAGUGAAUCACACAGGGACAAUGCAAAGACAUAAAAUUCAUCCCACUGGAGAUUUUUGCUUCCAGGAAAUUGAGAAAGAUAUUCAUAACUUUGAGUUUCAGUGGCAAGAAGAUGAAAGAAAUAGCCAUGAAACACCCAUGACAAAAAUAAAAUGGUUGACUGGUAGUACAGACCGAUAUAAUUGAAGGCAUGCUGGAAAGAAGCCUAUUAAAAAUCAGCUUGAAUUAAGCUUUCAUUCACAUCUGCCUGAACUACACACAUUUCAGAGCAAAGGAGAAAUUAGCAAUCAAGUUGAGAAGUCUAUCAAUGAUGCUUCCUCAGUUUCAACAUCCCAAAUAAUUUCUUGUAGGCCCAAAACCCAUAUUUCUAACAACUAUGGAAAAAAUUUCCUCCAUUCAUCAUUACUCACACAAAAACAGGAAGUACACAUAAGAGAAAAAUCUUUCCAAUGUAAUGAAAGUGACAAAGCCUUUACUUAUAGAUCACUCUUAAGGAAACAUCAGAUAAUCCAUUUAGGAGACAAACAAUAUAAAUGUGAUGUAUGUGGCAAGGUCUUUAAUUGGAAGCAAAACCUUGCAUGUCAUCAUAGAUUUUACACUGGUGAGAAACCUUACAAGUGUAAUGAGUGUGGCAAAACCUUCAGUCAGAUGUCAUCCCUUGUAUACCAUCGUAGACUUCAUACUGGAGAGAAACCUUACAAAUGUGAAGAAUGUGAUGAAGCUUUCAGUUUCAAAUCAGACCUUGAAACACACAGAAGAAUUCAUACUGGAGAGAAAUCUUACAGGUGUAAUGAAUGUGGCAAGACCUUCAGUCACAAGUCAUCCCUUACACGCCAUUGUAGACUUCAUACUGGAGCGAAUCCUUACAAGUGUAAUGAGUGUGGCAAGAUCUUCAUUCAGACGUCAUCCCUUAUAUACCAUCGUAGAGUUCAUACUGGAGAGAAACCUUACAAAUGUGAAGAAUGUGAUGAAGCUUUCAGUUUCAAAGCAAACCUUGAAAGACAUAGGAGAAUUCAUACUGGAGAAAAACCUUAUAAGUGUAAUGAUUGUGGCAAGACAUUCAGUCAGAUGUCAUCCCUUGUAUACCAUUAUAGACUUCAUACUGGAGAGAAACCUUACAAAUGUGAAGAAUGUGAUAAAACUUUUCGUUUCAAAUCAAACAUUGAAAAUCACAGGAUAAUUCAUACUGGAGAGAAACCUUACAAGUGUAAUGAAUGUGGCAAGGUUUUUAAUCGAAAACCACACCUUGCACAUCAUCAUAGAAUUCAUACUGGAGAGAAACCUUUCAAGUGUAAUGAGUGUGGCAAGACCUUCAGUCAAAAUUCAGUCCUUGUAAUUCAUAAGGCAAUUCAUACUGGAGAGAAAUCUUACAAGUGUAAGCAAUGUGGCAAGUCCUUCAGUCAGAAGUCAUCCAUUACAAGCCAUCAUAGACUUCAUACUGGAAAGAAACCUUACAGAUGUGAAGAAUGUGACAAAGUUUUCAGUCACAAAUCAAGCCUUGAAAAGCAUAGGAGAAUUCAUACUGGAGAGAAACCAUACAAAUGUAAGGUUUGUGACAAAGCUUUCGGGCGUGAUUCACACGUGGCGUGACGUACUAGAAUUCACACUGGAGAGAAACCUUACAAGUGUAAUGAAUGUGGUAAAGUUUUUAGUCAAAAAGCAAGCUUGCAUGGCAUCAUUGAAUUCAUACUGGAGAGAAACCUUACAAAUGUGAAGAAUGUGACAAAGUUUACCGUCUCAAUCAAGCCUCGAAAGACAGAAUUCAUACUGGAGAGAAAUCAUACAAAUGUAAGAGUUUGUGACAAGGCUUUCAGGAGUGAUUCACACCUGGCAGAACAUACUAGGAUUCACACUGGAGAGAAAACUUAAAAGUGUAAUGAGUGUGACAGAGCCUUUAAUGGGCAGUCAACACUUAUUCACCAUUAAGCAAUCCAUGGUAUAGGGAAACUUUACUAAUGUAAUGAUUGUCACAAAGUCUUCAGUAACGUUACAACCAUUGCAAAUCAUUGGAGAAUCCAUAAUGAAGUGAGAUGUUACUAGUGUGACAAAUGUGGGAAAUUUUUCAGACAUCGUUCAUACCUUGAGAGAAACCUUACAAAUGUCAUACUAGAGAGAAACCUUACAAAUGUCAUGAUUGUGGCAAGGUCUUCAGUCAAGCUUCAUUGUAUGCAAAACAUAGGAGAAUUCAUACAGGAAAGAAACCUCACAAGUGUGAUGAUUGUGGCAAAGCCUUUCCUUCACGUUCACAGCUCAUUACACAUCAGAGAAUCUAUACUGGAAAGAAAGCUUACAAAUACUGUAAGUGUAAAAUAUCUUCACUCUGAGGUCACUCCUUGAAGAACAUCAGAAAAUUCAUUCUUGAGAUAAUCGUUGCAAAUGCCAUGAGUAUAGCAAACCAUCACACGUUAAUUGAUAUUAGAGUCAAUUCAGUGUUGACUUCAGUUUGAGUUGACUUAACUUUGAGUUCAAGCAUUAAUUGAUAUUAAAGUGUUUAUGUUAAGAAGAUUGGACUGGGCAGGGUGGCUCACGCCUGUAAUCCCAGCACUUCGGGAGGCCAAGGCAGAUAGAUCACUUGAGGUCAGGAGUUUGAGAGCAGCCUGACUAGAAGACGUGAGUCAUUUUUUCCAGCCUGUUUUUUGUUUAACGAAAACUGAUAGGGAUUUUUAUGGGUGUUGUGUUGAAUCUGAAUCACACUGGUUUGUAUAAUUAUUAAACAAUAUUAAUACUUCUAAUCCAUCAAUAUGGGUCGUAUCAAUGUUUGUAGAUUUUUUGAUCAAUGUUUGUAGAUUUUAAUGUAAAAGCUUCUCACCUCCUUAA
This is a messenger RNA of Chlorocebus sabaeus (green monkey), 3098 nucleotides long. NCBI's taxonomy places the organism in Eukaryota, Metazoa, Chordata, Mammalia, Primates, Cercopithecidae. The record is from RefSeq and is a predicted model, not a curated record.